Nomia melanderi (Alkali bee) is the source of this 4325-nucleotide messenger RNA. RefSeq names its product very long chain fatty acid elongase AAEL008004. Gene Ontology annotation, biological process: fatty acid elongation, saturated fatty acid; sphingolipid biosynthetic process; very long-chain fatty acid biosynthetic process. The record is from RefSeq and is a predicted model, not a curated record. Lineage: Eukaryota; Metazoa; Arthropoda; Insecta; Hymenoptera; Halictidae. Gene Ontology annotation, molecular function: fatty acid elongase activity. Gene Ontology annotation, cellular component: endoplasmic reticulum membrane.
UCUCGGCGGCUUGCUUAACCAAUACUUAAACCGCGGUUUCGCUGCGCCGCGGACUAUUCACGCAGCAUCGACCGUUGGUCCCGCAUUCCGUGCACGUGUGUCUUCGCGAGAACGCGUGCACCGACCGUCACCGAUCCACCGGACACGCGCGUGCCCGUCGGCAGCGCGCAAGCCACGAGAAACCCCCGCGGGAACCGUGACAGUGUGAAUCCCCCGAUCCCAACAGGGAAACGGUAGCCAAGUGCGACGUCGGAGGAUUUAGUGUGUCCAUCGGAGGAUUCUGAAUUCAGAGAUCCGGCUCGCGAGCCGACAGUGCGUCGCGCAGCGUUCCGAGCUCGAGGAAACGCGGGAACCGAGCGUUGAGGUCUUCUGGAACGGAAGUCGCUUAUCGAGGUGCCGCACGGUGAGAUCGAAAGCCGAGCCGAGCGAGUUUUAAUCGAGAACUUCCUCGCGGGAGGCGGUCCGGCGACAUCGAAGCUGAUACCGGCCGAGGAUUCCGGUGCAGCGAAGUCGCAGGAAGUUUACUUUCGAACGCGGCACCGUUUUCGUCGGCUAAACAGAAAUGGCAUCGGCAGCAGCGGAAUUAGUCGUGGAAAGGGACCCGGAGCCCAUGAUCGAGAUGACGGACAUGAACAGAACGUUGAUGGGCGUCGGAGCUCAAGGUCUGGUCCGAAUGGCCCUGGACCAGUACACAGAAAUCCUCACAACGAUCUCGGACCCUCGUGUCGGCGAUUGGCCCCUGAUGGACUCGCCUAUACCAACGGUCCUCAUCGUGCUCCUCUAUUUGUACGGGGUGACGAUAUUCGGCCCGCGAGUGAUGGCCAACCGGAAGCCUUUCAAGCUCAGAGGCGUACUGCUCGCUUACAACGCGUUUCAAGUGGUCUUCUCGCUAGGAAUGCUCUACGAGCACUUGAUGUCCGGCUGGUUAUUGGACUACAGCUACAAGUGUCAGCCGGUGGACUACUCCCACAAUCCGUCCGCGCUGCGAAUGGCGAGCCUGUGUUGGUGGUACUUCAUUAGCAAAUUCACGGAAUUCGCUGACACGAUAUUCUUCGUUCUACGUAAGAAAGAUAGCCAGGUGACUUUCCUACACCUGUACCACCACUCCCUGACACCGUUGGAGACGUGGAUCUGCGUGAAAUUCAUUGCUGGAGGCCACGGCACCCUGGGCAACCUCAUAAACAACGCGGUGCACGUGAUAAUGUACACUUAUUACUUGGUGUCUGCGAUGGGGCCUGAGUACCAAAAAUAUUUAUGGUGGAAGAAGCACUUAACCUCCGUGCAGUUGGUGCAGUUCUUCCUGGUGUUCGUGCACAGCACCCAGGCCCUGGUGUUCGACUGCGGCUACCCGAAGCUGGUCGCCGCGCUUCUUCUCCUUCACUCGACGAUCUUCUUCAUCCUGUUCUCCGACUUCUACCGGUACUCGUACAUCAAGUCUGCAAGGACGAAGUUGCUGAAGGGCGAGUAAACGGUGGAGCCUCGACGCGUUUGACGAACAGUCCCGAAUUCCUCUACGACGAUCAACGAACCCUCCGGACGCGCCGACCGCGCGCGCGAUCGAACGAUCACGGAUCAGUUCCGACGAGGACGGCUCUCGUUCUCGUGCAACGCAUUGUACAUUCGAUUCUCCUCGCACCCUUCGUACAGGGUGGACACGAUUUCUUCCGUCGAACACGUCAGAACCGACUCAUCAAUUCGAUCAAAGCUCUACCGAUAUUCACGCGAAACUAGUCACUCGAUCAGUCUUUCCGGAAGCUGAUCGUGCGAAUUCGAUCGCGCGGACGGUCGCGGUCGAUUCUAUCGGGGACGGGAUCCACGAGCGAAGAUCUCGCUCGUUGUCCGUCGUUAACCUCCACAGAGCAUCUCAGGUCUCGCGAACAGCUCGGACCAGGGCUUCCGAAGCACUCGUUCUUAAUUCUGCUACGGUCCGCGGGUCGACUACGGAUUGGAAACGAUGCUGACAAAGGGAAACACGACGAUCUUUUCAAAGAUAGAUAUAAAAGCGUCCUCAGUAUAGGACAGCGACUAGACCGUAGUGGUGUUAAUGAAAUGAAAACGAAGCUAGAUCAACUCUUUCACAGUGUUGCCCGGAAGUUGAUUGCGAUCAGGCUUUAUCUAGGCUGCAACCUUGCUCUUCGUCGUUUGAACCUUUUUUCCGGCAAUUAUUCGAUUACUAAUCAAAUGACGUUUGGUUUGCAAUAUACAAUAAGUAUAAUAAUGAAACGUGAUGUAAUGAUACUUGAUUUCAACGUUGAAAUGUCUUCACCGAGUCAGAAAGAAUAGUCCCGCAAGGGGUUGAUUACACUGCGGAAGAGUUGAUCUUUAGCCGAUCAUUCGUGACCGACGAACAACGUCGAAACGUUGAAACUUGAAUCCCGCGAGAAACGGGUCCACGACGAAUCUGAAUCGAGGCUGCCGCAUUCGACUCGGUUCGCGCGACGCGAGCGGAGGAGUGCAUCGAAAACCCAGUAUCGACGUAACUCUUCGUACAUCGAUCGGUCCUUGGUGUCGUUGAUUUAGCGGUUCUUCUACCACUCUUUUUUUUUAUCCUAGGUGUUACGCGUCGGUCUGAUCUAUAAUUAAGGUUACUGUAAAUAUACGAGUAGAAUUAGUGCGCGCGGAGGAGCGUCAUUCCCGCGGGUUUAUUUAAAUCUCUGCGCGAUUUGGGCCACGCGCGAUCGGCAGCUACGAACAACCUUUGCUGGAGGAUGCGACGAAUCCAGGAACAACGAUUCCGAACGAACUCUCGCGCGCGUCGGCUCAUCUCGCGAUCGUUCAAGCUCAAUCUUUACUAUUUAUACGUCGCUUGAUUAUCAUGUAAGUUCAAGCUGGCGAGAAUUCAAACGAACGUGUUCUCGCUUCGAGUUGUGCCGAGCACUUAUCGUAAACAGUGAAAGGAAAUUUGAUAAGGAUUUAUAAAAGUAUAACGUACCAUUUUUAGUAACGAAACAGACAAAAAGCGGUUCGAAGCAAGUUUCUUGGAUCUAAAUAUAUUUGAGAACUAGAUAAAUCAAGAAUGACCACUCGACAGUUCCCGAUUAGGGUGCUAACGGAUUGAUUCGAAGUAUCCGGUACAACUCGAUGCUCGAACCUCGUUUACAGGACCAACGUUUCAAGUUAAACCCUAAGCGAUCAUUCACGCGCGGUUACUAUGUUCACACCCCGAGCUCAUGGACCAGGACAGGUGUAUCGUGCGAUGGCGAACGGUAUCAAUCUUCAUCGCGAUACCUAUCACCGGCGCAGCGGGGACACGCACACUUCUACACGGUGAACACGCACGCUGGACAUUCGUGUAACAAUUCCUCUCACUGGCGGGCAGGCUGUUGAACCCAAUAGGUCCAGAGGAGCGUAACGCGCCUUACGAAAUCCGGUUAUUAACCCUUCAUAGGGAUUUCUGAGACACCGAAACGAAUACUUCUCGAAUUGAUCAAAAUUCUGUCUUCGAAAUGAUCGAACCCUUUUAUCAAUUAAUUUCAUCAGCCCCUUAUAGGCCACGAUUCCCGAGACAUGGAAAGAAAUUCCUUUCCGUUGAAUAUUGCCGAUCGGAGUUCUAUUUUUAAGAAACUUUGCGACAGAGGAUAACAGCCUAUUGUAUCGUUAUCAGUGCCUAUUCGUAUUGUCACUUCUCACUUUAUUUUUCACUCGACCUCCUCUGUUGACGUUACCGAUGUAGCACGUGUUACCAGUGAAACAAGGAUCACCGUCGAGGAAUUGUCGCGCGAUGCGUCCGGUGCCGCAGUGCGGUAAACCGUCGUAGAGUUCGCGUCGAAGAGGCACAACACGGUUUCGUCGAGAAUGCGUCUUCGGUGCAAGAUGUCGACGAACCCUUGCGACACGUUUCUGAGCGAUUAAAAUAGGGCGGCAACGCGCGCCUCCCGACGCAUUGUCCCUCGAGCAUCCCUGAAGCCCUGCAGGUAUCGGGGGUUGAACGACACUCACUCGGUGUUCAGGGAAAGACAAGAAAGACGACAGUACAAGAGGCAGUCUCUCCGAAGAAACACGUGUAACGCACUCCCCAGUGACUGACAGAGUACAGAGAGUUUCUACUUUAUCGAUUGACUCGAUACACCCCUACCAGAAGGGUGACCCGGAGUCGCUCGUCGCGCGGUCACUGGGAGAGGGUGAGGGUACCACCUAACGGUAUCUAUAGAUUUCUCUUCGUACGGGUUUGUCGUCGUGCCUCAUCCUAAGAUUGUAAUUUAUUUCGUGUACGCGCACGCGACGAAGAUAUUUUUGUACAUAUGUAAUACUGUUUUCUUUUGUAAUGAGAAAUAAAUACUGCUAGAUAGUGAUUAGUCUGAAUUCUGUACGAGCUGCAAGUUACC